This is a messenger RNA of Paramecium sonneborni, 578 nucleotides long. The record is from the annotation of a GenBank genome assembly. NCBI's taxonomy places the organism in Eukaryota, Ciliophora, Oligohymenophorea, Peniculida, Parameciidae.
AAUUAAUUUUGAAUAAAAAAUAGUGAGAAUGACAUUUAUAGUGAAGACAAGAAAAGUGUUACUUAAUAAAUUGUUGAAUAGAAGAUAAUUAGUAAGAAAUGAGUUAAAUAAAAGAGUGUUGAAUUGUUACAUCCAAAUAAGGCCACUCCAUCAUAGGAAUCAAUAGUAAAGGAAUUAGCUUAAAAGUACAAAGCAGAUGAGAGAAAUGUUGUUGUUUAUGGAUUAAGAACAUAAUUUGGAGGUAAUAGAACAACAGGAUUUGCUUUGAUAUAUGACACAUAAUAGUAAUGAGUAGAUAGAUAAUAUUAGAUAUCUUUUGAAAUUUGAGCCAAAGUUUAGAUUAAGAAGAAGAGGGAUUAUUCCAAAGAGAGAUGGUAGUAGAAAAGGAUGGAAGGAAGUUAAAUCAAAAUUAAAGAAAACAAGAGGAUCUGAAAAAACUAAAAUCUAUAUGUCAAGAAAAACUGAUAAGAGAGAAGUAAUAAGAGCUUAGAAAGAAACUUAUCUUAAAGGUUUUGUCGGAAAAUGAUAGCAAUUUAUUGAAAUUAAAAGAGUACAUUAUAAAUUAAUUUAUAUAUUUA